UACGUAACAUAGUUACGGCGGAUGUCUAGCUGUAUCUUAAAAUACGUGCGAGUUUUUCAUUCACGAGUAGGUGUAGAAACGUUAUGCAAAGAUACAGCAUGAAAUAUUUAAUCUUUGCAUCAUUGUGUUUACUGCUAUUAAUGUCUGCAUCUGGAUCAAAAAAUGACGACGAGGAAUGGGUUAAGCUGCCUAAUAAGUGCGAAGUGUGCAAAUUCGUUGCAGUUGAAAUGAAAUCCGCGUUUGAAGAAACAGGGAAAACCAAGGAGGUGAUUGACACGAAGUACGGCUUCAUGGAUGGGAAGGGGUCACCGAUAAAAUACGUCAAAUCUGAUAUCAGAUUUAUAGAAGUAAUGGAGACAAUUUGUCAAAGAUUGAUGGAUUAUAAUUUGCACAAAGAAAGACAAGGAAGCAAUCGUUUUGCUAAGGGGAUGUCUGAGACUUUCCAGACCUUACAUAAUUUGGUUCACAAGGGUGUCAAGGUGGUGAUGGACAUUCCUUAUGAACUCUGGAAUGAAACAUCAGCUGAAGUUGCUGAACUAAAAAAGCAAUGUGAUGUGUUGAUAGAAAAAUAUGAAGAUGUGAUUGAGGACUGGUACAAAAAUCAUCAAGAUGAAGAACUUUUAACCUAUCUUUGCGAAAAACAUGUUCUGAAAGAUGGAGACAAAGAGUGCUUAAAUGAAACUUGGUCUGGGAAGAAAGGAGAUAUGGCCACUGUUGGUAAAAAGAAAAAGAAAAAGGGAGAAAAGAAGGAUGGUAGUAAAGGCAAGAAAAAGAAGCAGAAAGCAAAAGGAGCAAGAGAUCUCCAAACAGACGAGUCUGAUAUUUCUGAUGAUGACAUCCAAAAGAAGGUUUCUCUCACACAAGAUAAAACAGAAUUAUGAGUAUGUGUUCAUAUUUCAGUAACCAAAAUGACAUAAGUAAAAGGAUAAGUUGUGUUUAAAAUUGACAGCAUUGCCUUAUCUGUUUCAUUUUCAGGUUAUUAAGCACAUUUUGUAUUGGAAAUGUUAAAAUGAGAAGUUAGCUAACCUUUUGUUACCAUGUGAAGAAUCCACAGGAAAAUAUGACAGGUUCAAAUGAUUUUACUGUUCUAUACUUAACAAUUAAAUAGCUUUUGGGAUUUAUACUUUUUGAUUUAUUUAAAGACAAAAUAUAUUGGUGUGUUUUUAUUGGGACGAAUAGAUGGAUGUUUGCGUAGUUUGUACUUUCAAAUGAAAAUAGUUAAAACUUUGAAAGAUUUACACAUAUAUCAAGAGAAAACGUACCAAAACAACUGUUUUAAUUAUAAUUCAAUUUUCUGUGUGUAUGCGAAUGAGUGUGUAAAUAUAGAAAUAAGAGCAAUCAUUCAAUGAUCUGUAUUGUAAGAUACCGGAAAUUAGACUAUUUUUAAUCUAUUUAUGUAUUGUAGUAAAAACAAAAAUGCGUCAUUUAUUGUAUAAAUUGUGAACUAAAUUUGCCAGUGAUAUAAUUUACAUGUUUGUUUUGCUCAGCUUUGUGAAGGUUCAAAGUUGUUUGAUUACAUCGUUGAGUCUUUGCUUUUGUUUUAAUAUCUUUGGUUUUGUUGUGUUUUUGUUUGUUUGGGUUGAGCCCUCAGUGUAUUUGCUUUCCUCAGUCUGUAGUUUUAUCUUUUGUACAAGUGCAUUCUGGGAAAGUUUCUUAGACUAGGCUCUCUUUAACCUAUUAGGACUCAUGAUUUAUUUUGUCUCUUUGGUAAUUUUGUUUGGUAGAUUCUCCCUCCUGUUGGUCUUAGCAUUAGGGCUGGCAGGGCACUACCUACAAUCACUUGCUGUUGUCUUUCUUGAAAGAAAUGAAAAUAUCAGUGGCACAAGUUUUGUGCUUGGUACUGUUGUGACAGGUGUAUGCUGUAGAAAAGAAAUGGCAAAUCACAAGGUAAAAGGAGACAAUGCACUUCACAUUUUUGUUUACAUUCACUGUGUACUUGACUGUUUAUUAUGGGAGAUAAGUCUAUGCUUAGGAUCAUGGGCCAGAUCUGUGCAUUUCACUUGAUCGGUUAGCCAAAACUUGCCAGUGGUGUUUACUAUGAUCAGUCUUGCUGUAAUGGUAUUGUAUUGUUGAGAAAACAAAAUGGCACCAAGGGUUGGAGUCGCAUACAAUGUCCGUGGGAAUACGCUUCCUGCAGUGUUUGUUUAAGAGAGGUUAUCUUCAAUAAGUGAAAUGCAUUCCUCUUUUCAUGGGAAUGAUCUUGUCACUGCCUGUAAAAAUUGUAUCUGAUUUUUCUCCUUCAGAAGCAGUUGAUCUUUGUUUUUAGAGUAUUUCUUUAAAAUUAGACAUUAGUUGACAUAUUGUAUUAAAAUGACAUGAAUCUAAUGUUGGAUGUAAAUAAAACUGACGAAUAAAACAAACUGUGAUGGAGACCUAGGAUGGUGAUGUAUGUUACUAUGUAAAGAACUGGUUAUACAUGAAUAAAAAAAGCUGUCUGCUAAUACGGCAGUAUUCCUAA
Molecule: messenger RNA, 2458 nt
Organism: Erpetoichthys calabaricus (reedfish)
Lineage: Eukaryota; Metazoa; Chordata; Cladistia; Polypteriformes; Polypteridae
Gene: cnpy3
Product: canopy FGF signaling regulator 3
Exons: 6
Coding region: 84-881 (265 amino acids)
Cellular component (GO): endomembrane system
Molecular function (GO): signaling receptor binding
Source: RefSeq, a predicted model, not a curated record